Molecule: messenger RNA, 390 nt
Organism: Nannizzia gypsea CBS 118893
Lineage: Eukaryota; Fungi; Ascomycota; Eurotiomycetes; Onygenales; Arthrodermataceae
Exons: 1
Coding region: 1-390 (129 amino acids)
Source: RefSeq, a predicted model, not a curated record
AUGCCGGGAACAGGGUACAAAAGAGUGAUCAAUAACGGUGCCCCGCAGCCGUCAAAAGAUAAAAAGAUAAGAACAAUAGGAGAAAGGGAAGAGUUCCUCUUAGUCAGCAGACGGCCCGCGAGAGUCUUGGAAAGCUUGGCGUCUGUCACAAGGCCGCAUCUCCGCGCUAUUUCCGAGAAGGGAAACAUCAGCACAGAAACACAGAAACACAGAAACACAGAAAAGGCGAGAAAGUGUGCAAAACGAAUGGAGUAUAGAAAAGGAUAUAGAGCACUCCGUAGAAUGAGGGAGAGAGACAGUGAGAGAAAGAGGGGGAGGGAGACGUCGCUUGACGCGCUGGCAGAGAGUGUCCCGCAAGAGGCACCGGCGGGCAGCAACAAGCCGAGUUAG